This is a messenger RNA of Aspergillus pseudotamarii, 1596 nucleotides long. Its product is annotated as putative MFS transporter. NCBI's taxonomy places the organism in Eukaryota, Fungi, Ascomycota, Eurotiomycetes, Eurotiales, Aspergillaceae. The transcript is spliced from 7 exons. The coding region runs from base 1 to 1596 and encodes 531 amino acids. Gene Ontology annotation, molecular function: transmembrane transporter activity. The record is from RefSeq and is a predicted model, not a curated record. Gene Ontology annotation, biological process: transmembrane transport.
AUGGACGAAGAAAAGAAAACGGACGUUUUCCCCGGCCACAUGGAUGCUGACAUAGUUCACGAUAACGAGAAACGUCCCCCAUUCCCUUCUGAGAGUGUCGAGCGAGAUGGCGUCAAAAUCCAUCCCCCGCCCACCUCGGAUCCCCUGGAUCCCUUAAACUGGUCUAGGGUUCAGAAGCACUCCAUUCUGGGAAUUGUCAUGCUGAAAUAUUUCCUUUUCACUUACAUCACUACCACGACCGUCCCCUCGUUCCCUGAAAUCCAGUCCCAGUUCAAUAUCAACUACUCACAGGUCAACUGGACCGUGGCUAUCCCCGCUCUGGGUUUGUCCGUGGGCCCGUUGUUUUGGUCUUCAUUGAGCGAUAUCUAUGGGCGUCGCAUCAUUUUCAUUAUAGGGACAACCAUCUCUUUGGUGGCUACUAUUGGUGCAGCGGUGGCCGAAACCUAUGGAGGGUAUAUGACGGCUCGAUUCUUUCAAGGGUUCGGUGUCAGUCCGGGGUCAACCGUGGGCAUGGCUGUGGUCAAUGAUAUUUUCUUUGACUAUGAACGCGGACAGAAACUAGGAUUAUGGGUUCUGGCCCUCGACUCAGGACUUCUUCUUGGCCCUACAUUCGGCGGGUUCCUCAAUCUCUUGAGCGCAGCAUGGAUCAAUUGGUUCAAUGCCAUCCUCUUCGCCGUCCUACUCCUCCUCGAACUCUUCUUCAUGCCCGAGACCCUCUACCCACGCACCCGCAUGCUCCACCAACUGCCUAAAAACCUCUCUCCAUACUCCACAGACAUCGAACAGCCCCAAGAGAAGUUCGAAGCAACAGUACAAACUACAGAGACAAAUGCGAUACCUCGAACAAAAGCCCUCAAAUUCUUCAACCUCCGUCCCAUCCCCGGUUUGCGCCAUCCAAAGCCUUGGGAUGCCGCUCUGCGGUUCCUUCUUACCUUUCAGUUCCCUGCUGUCGUUCUCGCCGUCCUCGGAUACUCAUUUAUUUGGUAUUGGUGGGUGUUAUCAGUGAUAACGAUGGUACCAGCCGCGUAUGCAGCGUAUUCGCCGUUGAUCCAGGGCCUGUUAUUUCUGGGAUUAUUUAUCGGGACGCUAGUGUCGGAGGUAUGCUGCUCGGGGAGGCUCAGUGAUUAUAUUGUCAAGCGAUUAGCUAGGAAGAACGGGGGGAUGCGACUACCCGAGAUGAGGCUAUGGUUAGCCUAUCCUGCCAUUUUAAUCACCGCAGUCGGAUUAAUAGUCUGGGGCAUCAGCAUCGACAAAAGCUACCACUGGAUGAUCGGCCAAAUAGCAUUCUUCCUAUUCUCAGCAGGAAUCCAAAUCGGCAACACCGUAACAAGCAGCUAUAUAAUCGACAGCUACCCACUCCAAUCCACCAGCGUCGUCAUCUUCUACGCUGUAUUCCUCAACCUGAGUGCUUUUAUCAACCCUUUCUUCAUCGCCACUUGGCACACCUCUUCUGGCUGGACGUGGACAUUCACAACACAAGCCCUAAUUGUGCUUAUAGCUGGAACGGGCGUGUUCGCUGCGUUACAGCGGUAUGGGGCGGUUCUGAGAUCCAAGGCAAAGGUGCCGGGAUGGGUAAAUCCGGAGUUUGAUUCUUGA